CGGGGAGGGGGCCGAGAGGGCGGCAAAGCCGGCGCGCGCCCGGCUGGGGGCGGAGGGUGGGGGCCUGAGGGCCGGAACAGCCGCGGCAAGUGGCGGCGGCAUCGGUGGAGGCAGCUGAGACGGCGGCAGUGCGCGGGGGUCCGGGCAGCGACGGCGGCGAGCCGAGGAGGCGGGCGCGAUGGAGCGGAAGAGGUGGGAGUGCCCGGCGCUCCCGCAGGGCUGGGAGAGGGAAGAAGUGCCCAGAAGGUCGGGGCUGUCGGCCGGCCACAGGGAUGUCUUUUACUAUAGCCCAAGCGGGAAGAAAUUCCGGAGCAAGCCCCAGCUGGCACGGUACCUGGGUGGCUCCAUGGACCUGAGCACCUUUGAUUUCCGGACGGGCAAGAUGCUGAUGAGCAAAAUGAACAAGAGCCGGCAGAGGGUGCGGUACGACUCCCCCAGCCAGGUCAAGGGCAAGCCUGACUUGAACACAGCCCUCCCGGUCAGGCAGACGGCAUCCAUCUUCAAGCAGCCAGUGACCAAAAUCACCAACCACCCCAGCAACAAGGUGAAGAGUGACCCCCAGAAGGCCGUGGAGCAGCCCCGGCAGCUGUUCUGGGAGAAGAAGCUGAGUGGUCUGAACGCCUUCGACAUCGCAGAGGAGCUGGUGAAGACCAUGGACCUCCCCAAAGGCUUGCAAGGCGUGGGUCCUGGCUGCACAGACGAGACACUGCUCUCGGCCAUCGCCAGUGCCCUGCACACCAGCACCAUGCCCAUCACUGGGCAGCUCUCGGCCGCCGUGGAAAAGAACCCCGGGGUGUGGCUCAACACGGCCCAGCCACUUUGCAAGGCCUUCAUGGUGACGGACGAGGACAUCAGGCGGGAUGUUCCCUGGCCAGCAGGUCCGUGUGUCCCCAGGAAGCAGGAAGAGCUGGUGCAGCAAGUUCGCAAGCGGCUGGAGGAGGCGCUGAUGGCCGACAUGCUGGCCCAUGUGGAGGAGCUGGCCCGGGACGGCGAGGCCCCUCUGGACAAGGUGGGUGCCGACGAGGAGGACGAGGAUGAGGACGACGACGAGGAGGAGGAGCCUGACCAGGACCAGGAGAUGGAGCACGUCUAGAGCAGAGGCCUGCCUGCCAGGCCACCUUCGGACUCAGCCCUUGCCACACUGGGACCAGGCUUGGUGGCCCAGCCCAGCCAGGAGGAAGGUGGCUUCUCCUCACCCUGUCCAGGUGUGUCCCCUCCCCCAGGUCUCGGGGGCACGGCUGGAGGAUGGCCCUUGCCCGUCAUACUUGCCACAUUUGCUCUUGUCUCAUGAGCCUGGGGCCAUCACUGCGAGUCGCUCCAGGGCUGUCUGCAGCAGGCCCUUCGGUGGGGUCAUCGCUCACUCUGGACGUAGACCAGCUGGUCCCUGCGGCCACUGUCCUGGGCUCCUCACACAGGACAACUGCCACCGGGCAGCCUGUAGAGCUCCCCAUGGGGCUGGAGAAACAUUUUGGAACAGUCUUGCCUCCGGACCUGUGCAAGCGAGAAGUCACGUUCAGGGUCCCCAUCAGCUCUUCCACAAGGGGUGCGGGAAGGCUCCCCUGUGCCCACUGGUGGGGCAGGGCACACCUGAAGCAGAUGGUUCCUUCAAUAAAUCCAUGGGACAAAUGAGGCCGGAUGUCCCCGUAGCUGCUCCACCCUCUGUGUUGGCCUCAUGUGGACAGGAACUCCGGCCUUGGCGCCCCCGGGGGCACAGCUGGAGGAUGGCCUUGCUGUCUGUCCAACUGCCUGACAGUCGGUGCCAUGGAUGGAGAACUACUCAAAGCUGGGCCCACCAGGCCAGGCUCUGAGGCAGCCUUCAGCAGGGACAGUGACACUCACCUGGCAGGGUGGGGCCUCAUGCCUCCUAUCCCUCCCGCGUCCCUCCUGAGGCAUGUUUCACACUUGGGCCCAGGCAGCAGCCUCGGCCAAGCAUCGGGUUUAGAGGCCAUCAGAGUCCUGCUACUUACCUCCUGCAGCCGGAGUGCCCUUGGCCAGGGCGGCUUCCACUGCUUUGAGUGGACCCCGGCCAGCUCCCCUCCCUCAGCUAGAGAUGUGAACCAUGGGCCAGUGGCACCCCACAGCCAGCCAGCCUUGUCUCAGCCCUGCCCUGUCUGCAGCUGUGACUGACAGGGGGCCCAGGUCACUGCCCGUUUGGCCACUCUGAGCUGUGCUGUGGAGGGCUUGCUGGGCAGGGAUGAUGGUGACAGUGGGAGGCCCUCAGGGCAGUGGCUCGCUGCCUGGUCCCAGCCAGGGCUCUGGCCCGGAGGUUGGGCUGACCACAUCCUUCCAAGUCAAAGCACAAAACCCUAAGGACCGUGAACUCUGCCCCACAGAGGCUGCAGUACCAAUGCCAGGGGCCAGGAAGACCCCUCUGCUGAGGCUGCGGCACUGAGGGAAAACUGGGUGGGGCCACAUGAGGCUCCUCUGGUUGGCAUCGAAUAAAGCGUGUUGGGCAA
Sus scrofa (pig) is the source of this 2456-nucleotide messenger RNA. RefSeq names its product methyl-CpG binding domain protein 3 (gene MBD3). Gene Ontology annotation, cellular component: nucleus. Gene Ontology annotation, biological process: DNA methylation-dependent constitutive heterochromatin formation; negative regulation of transcription by RNA polymerase II. The record is from RefSeq and is a predicted model, not a curated record. Gene Ontology annotation, molecular function: methyl-CpG binding. NCBI's taxonomy places the organism in Eukaryota, Metazoa, Chordata, Mammalia, Artiodactyla, Suidae.